Molecule: messenger RNA, 882 nt
Organism: Vicia faba (fava bean)
Lineage: Eukaryota; Viridiplantae; Streptophyta; Magnoliopsida; Fabales; Fabaceae
Source: the annotation of a GenBank genome assembly
AUGGCGAACCGGUGGUGGACUGGACCGGUGGGUUUAGGCGGUAUGGAUAACUCGGUGAACUCAUCACCACUAGUACCAAAACCGGAUCUGGGUUUUUCCAUGAACGAAAGUGCAGUAACAGGAGUGAACAACAUCAACAAUAAUGAAGAAGAUGAGAGAGAAAACAGUGAUGAACAAAAAGGAGGAGGUAUAGAAACAAACAACUCCACGCGCCGUCCACGAGGGCGUCCUUCAGGGUCGAAAAACAAGCCGAAGCCGCCGAUAUUCAUAACAAGAGACAGCCCUAACGCGCUGCGAAGCCAUGUUAUGGAAGUGGCAUCAGGAACUGAUAUAGCUGAUAGUGUUGUUCAGUUCGCUAGAAAACGACAGAGAGGUAUUUGCAUUCUAAGCGCAAGUGGAACGGUUGUUAAUGUUUCUCUCCGGCAGCCUACAGGUCCUGGAGCUGUGGUGGCCCUUCCGGGGAGAUUUGAUAUUCUCUCGUUGACUGGUUCGGUGCUUCCUGGACCUUCACCGCCUGGCGCUACUGGUUUGACUAUUUAUCUUUCUGGAGGGCAGGGACAGGUGGUGGGUGGUGGAGUGGUUGGACCGCUUGUGGCGGCAGGGCCGGUUAUGUUGAUGGCUGCGACUUUCUCGAAUGCAACUUAUGAGAGGUUGCCUGUGGAGGAUGGUGAUGAUCAGGAAGGGCAGCAGGGUGGUGGUGAUGAGUCUCCCCCGCCUGGGAUGGGACAGUUGGCAGGUGGAUCAGUCGGAGAAGGUUCGUCGUCGAUUCCAGUUUAUAAUAAUGUUGGUGGAAAUUUGGGUGUUUCAAAUGGGCAACAGAUGUUGAAUAAUCAUGAAGCUUAUAAUUCUCCUUGGGGUCAUGGUGGUAGACCACCUUACUAA